Messenger RNA from Osmia lignaria (orchard mason bee), 525 nucleotides. RefSeq lists its product as uncharacterized. NCBI's taxonomy places the organism in Eukaryota, Metazoa, Arthropoda, Insecta, Hymenoptera, Megachilidae. The record is from RefSeq and is a predicted model, not a curated record.
AUACAAUUUAAAUCCACCGCGCUCUCGCCAACUUGAACAUCUGCUCCGUGUAUCGAAGUUAGUGACAGGUUACAUAAAUCCGAAAACAUGGUGAAAAUUUUAAGGGAUCUACUCCUUAGACCAGAUCUCAGAAAGGUUCAAAAUGAACCUUUAGCUAAUAAAAUAAAGUAUUUUUGGCGUAAAGGAUGGGAGGAAAUGCCAGAACUUAUGGUACUUAUAACUCCUACUAUAGUGACUCUAUUCGUAACAGUGCACGUUAUUCGUAAACAAUUGGAAGAGAAGGAUAAACUGCCACGAUAUUAUAAUGAAUAUACCGUUUUCAGACCUAACAAUCCUAAGGUUCCAAGAAUUAGAACAGACGAUUAUUUGUCAAUUGAAGAGCCGCAACACACUUUGUCUUAAGAAAAACAAUUUAACCCUAGAAUUUAAAUAGUAUAUCAAAGUGAAUCAGUGUUAUUCAUGUAUAGUCCAUAAGAUUCUUUAAUCAUUCUUCAAACAAAUAAAACAAAUUAUUAAUAAAGGUGA